Pyrus x bretschneideri (Chinese white pear) is the source of this 375-nucleotide messenger RNA. RefSeq lists its product as uncharacterized. NCBI's taxonomy places the organism in Eukaryota, Viridiplantae, Streptophyta, Magnoliopsida, Rosales, Rosaceae. The record is from RefSeq and is a predicted model, not a curated record. The transcript has a single exon. The coding region runs from base 1 to 375 and encodes 124 amino acids.
AUGGCGAACUUGACAAAGCUUGAUUUUAUAACCCUGGACAUUACUGGGAAUAACUACCUUACCUGGGUAGUGGAUGUCAAGAUUCAUCUAGAGGCAAGGAAUCUUAAAGAAACAAUCAAGAAGGAGAACAAUGCAUUUUCUCAAGAUCGGGCGAAUUCCAUGAUCUUUAUCCGUCGCCACCUUGAUGAAGGACUAAAGAGCGAAUACUUGACUGUUGAAGAUCCAUUAACCCUCUUGAAUGCACUGGGAAAUAAAUAUAAUCACCAGAAAACGGUGAUUCUUCUAAUGGCUCGUUAUGAGUGGACUCACCUGAAGAUCCAGGAUUUCAAGUCAGUGGCUGAGUACAAUUCUGCGAUGUUUAGAAUUAGCUCCUAG